AUGUUUUCAUCAUCAGAGCAAUAUUUGAGUUUUGGUCUAAGAGUUGAUCCCCAAUCUCCAGGAUGGUAUGAAAAUCUGACCAAGAUUCUCAAGUUAAUCAAAGGAGCAACUUACACCAUCGAUGCAGAACAAGGAAUGGCUCUUAUUUCUGGCCUAGCAAACUCGAAAUCGAUCCUCAAGAAGCUUAAGAAAUCGGGUUUGGAGGUGGCUUGGAUCAAGACCGGGAAGCCGGAUACUUACGGCAGCCAUGGUCAUGGAUACUAUCAAACUAAUCCAUGUCUUCAGUACCCUAAUUACCAUUACAACACCAACUAUGGUGAUCCCUAUUUUCCCAACCCACCACAUUUUGAGCCAUAUGGUUACUAUUCCACUCGUUACUAUUAG
Messenger RNA from Gossypium arboreum, 384 nucleotides. RefSeq lists its product as uncharacterized. The coding region runs from base 1 to 384 and encodes 127 amino acids. The transcript is spliced from 3 exons. The record is from RefSeq and is a predicted model, not a curated record. Lineage: Eukaryota; Viridiplantae; Streptophyta; Magnoliopsida; Malvales; Malvaceae.